AUGAGACCUGGUACAGCCCCCGGACCUGAUUUUAUAUCAGCAGACUUUUUUCGGGCUGGCGGCCAUCCACUUCAUGUAAUUUUAGCAGCGCACAUGACAUCCUACCUUCAGAAAGAAAGGAUCCCAGACCAGUUGAAGGCCUCGCGAAACGUUCUUAUCCACAAGAAAGGAGACCGAGAAGACCUUCGGAACUACCGUCCGAUAUGCUUGCCGAGCGUGUUAUGCAUAGUAUUCACCAAAAUUAUCCUCACGCGCAUAUCUAGCACCCUGGAUGAAACCCAGUUUCGAGAACAAGCUGGAGUCUGUCAGAGGUUCAGCUGCUUGGACCACAUCCAGACCGUGUCGAGGGUCAUAGAGGUUUGCCGGGAAUACCGCUUGCCCCUUGUUCUAACCUUCGUCGACUAUGAGAAAACCAUCGACACCCUAGAAAUGAAUGCAAUACUGUCUACACCUACUGUUUAUCAAAGUGUGGACGUAUUUGAGGACAUUAGGCAAUUGCUACGAUCGAUCACCACUAAGAUACAGCUUUUCCACCGCCCCUCACCAUACCCAUUGAAAGGGGGAUACGACAAGGCGAUACUAUAUCGCUGA
Necator americanus (New World hookworm) is the source of this 591-nucleotide messenger RNA. RefSeq lists its product as uncharacterized. The coding region runs from base 1 to 591 and encodes 196 amino acids. The record is from RefSeq and is a predicted model, not a curated record. The transcript has a single exon. Lineage: Eukaryota; Metazoa; Nematoda; Chromadorea; Rhabditida; Ancylostomatidae.